AUGAUUGAACAAGCAUAUCAUCCAAGUGUCUCCCAAAAGCUAGCUGGGAGUCUUCUAUCAUCAAGCAUGACACAUUUCCAUGCUUCUGACCAUAAUAUCCAACAACCAAAUCUAUAUCAUAACCGGUUUCAAAACAAAAACUACACAAAUGCCGCCUUUCAAUGCCCAACACAGCCACAUACUAGACUCCCCCUUGUGCUUGAACCAUCUCCUGUUUAUGUUCAAGCCCCAGCUGAAAAAGGGUUUGCAGGGUUCGCGAUUGAUUUCCUUAUGGGUGGAAUGUCUGCAGCUGUAUCAAAAACGGCUGCAGCCCCAAUUGAACGCAUUAAACUCUUGAUCCAGAACCAGGAUGAGAUGAUCAAAGCCGGCCGCUUGUCUCAUAAGUACAAUGGAAUUAGUGAUUGUUUUGGUCGAACCGUUAAAGAUGAAGGUGUUCUUUCAUUGUGGCGAGGAAACACUGCCAAUGUCAUUCGUUACUUCCCAACACAGGCUUUGAAUUUUGCAUUCAAAGAUUACUUCAAGAAGCUUUUUAACUUUAGGAAAGAUAGAGAUGGGUACUGGAAAUGGUUUGCGGGUAAUUUAGCAUCUGGAGGUGCUGCUGGUGCUUCUUCACUCUUUUUUGUUUAUUCGCUUGAUUACGCUAGAACCCGUUUGGCGAAUGAUGCAAAGGCUGCAAAGAAAGGAGGAGGAGGAAGGCAGUUUAAUGGUUUGGUUGAUGUCUACAAGCAGACAUUAGCCACUGAUGGUAUCGCUGGGCUUUAUCGCGGGUUUAACAUUUCGUGUGUUGGUAUAAUCGUCUAUCGUGGCUUGUACUUUGGCUUAUACGAUUCUUUGAAGCCGGUCCUUCUCACAGGAAAAUUGCAGGAUAAUUUCUUCGCAAGUUUUGCGCUUGGUUGGUUGAUCACCAAUGGUGCUGGACUUGCAUCGUAUCCGAUUGACACUGUAAGAAGAAGAAUGAUGAUGACAUCUGGUCAAGCAGUUAAGUACAAAAGUUCAAUGGAUGCAUUCACCCAAAUCUUGAAGAAUGAGGGACCAAAGUCAUUGUUCAAGGGUGCGGGCGCCAACAUUCUCCGAGCCGUUGCUGGUGCUGGUGUGCUAUCCGGUUACGACAAAUUGCAGCUGCUCAUCUUUGGCAAGAAGUAUGGAUCAGGUGGUGGCUAAGUAACAAAGGUGUAUGCCUAUUCCAAGAUUAUGGUGACGAAAAUUAUGAAUUCCUUAUAACUAAUUUUAUUGUAUUUAGUUUUAAUUAAUAAUGGAUUGGUUUUGGUAAAUAGGCCUUGUUGGGUAUUGAGGCUCAACAAUGAGUAUUUUACCUCCAAAUAUGAUAAUUCUGUUUUUUGUAUUUAUUAAGGCUACUUAGAACGA
Helianthus annuus (common sunflower) is the source of this 1365-nucleotide messenger RNA. Its product is annotated as ADP,ATP carrier protein 1, mitochondrial. The transcript is spliced from 3 exons. Gene Ontology annotation, molecular function: ATP:ADP antiporter activity. The record is from RefSeq and is a predicted model, not a curated record. Lineage: Eukaryota; Viridiplantae; Streptophyta; Magnoliopsida; Asterales; Asteraceae. Gene Ontology annotation, biological process: mitochondrial ATP transmembrane transport; mitochondrial ADP transmembrane transport. Gene Ontology annotation, cellular component: mitochondrial inner membrane. Bases 1 to 1161 code for a protein of 386 amino acids.